Molecule: messenger RNA, 1134 nt
Organism: Topomyia yanbarensis
Lineage: Eukaryota; Metazoa; Arthropoda; Insecta; Diptera; Culicidae
Gene: 140up
Product: RPII140-upstream gene protein
Exons: 5
Coding region: 86-970 (294 amino acids)
Cellular component (GO): mitochondrion
Source: RefSeq, a predicted model, not a curated record
UACUGUGCAAAUUGUCGUAAGCUAGGACGAAGAGAACGAUUAUGAAACAAUAAUAGAAAACAGUGAUAUAUUUUAAAUUGUUGAAAUGUUGAAAAGAAUAGUUAAAUUCGUCUAUCCCGGAGGGGUCAUCGUGACGGCUGGAAUAUUUCCAUUCAAACUGGAUAACCCUGAUCAUGUGGAACAUGAGCCGCUGCACAAAAUGUACGAAAAUGCCCCCGGAGAUCAGCUAACCGGCAAGCAAAGGCUUUAUCAAAUGGUUACACUUGACGAAUUCGGACGAGUAUCCAGCGAGGCGAAUUCGAUAUACCAAGCUGGAUUCCUAGGUUUCAUGGUAGGGGCAUGUUAUGGUGGAUUCAUUCAAUCACGUGUGGCAUAUAUGAACUUUAUGGAAAGGAACCAGGCUACCGCCUUCAAGUCUAGCUUCGAGGCAAAGAGAAAACUCCAAGACCAGGUUACAGUGAACUUUGCGAAAGGCGCUUUCAAAUGGGGUUGGCGACUUGCCCUGUUUACAACUAGUUACAUAGGUAUCCAAACCAUCAUUUCGGUGUACCGUGGCAAAUCCUCGAUCUAUGAGUAUCUGGUAGCGGGUGCAACGACAGGCGCUCUGUACAAAUUUAAAAUGGGCCUGAAAGGAAUGACUAGUGGAGGUGUCAUAGGUUUUGCAUUUGGUGGAAUCGCUGGAGCUCUUUCACUAGCGAUUCUCAAAGCCAGCGGUACAACGAUGGAGGAGGUCCGCUUUUGGCAGUAUAAAUGGAGAGCUAAUCGUGACCAUAUGAUCAAUGAAAGCAUUAAAAAACAAACCUCGGCGGAGCGGGAUAUUUUACUGGAAAACCACCAUGCUAAAUUCGGAGAGUCAAAUAUAACGUUGAAUCAGAUAGAAACGUCCGCUGCGGUACCUGUUAGCAUUCCCAGUGAUAAGGAUAGCAUCAAAGCUCAGAUAGCAAAAACAGAAGAAACGGUAAAAAAAUAGAUUCUAUUCGUUGAAAAUGCAGUGAUAUCCACUAGCGUUAUUUCAAAAUAAGGAAUUAUCGGCAGUAAAUUUGGAACAUGAAUAUUAUUGAUGCGACCGAGCAGCCAGAAGUUUUUCUCGAGCCUGCAAUUGUUCGUGUUUCAAGCGAAGUUGCAGUAGCCAGG